Messenger RNA from Effrenium voratum, 3771 nucleotides. Lineage: Eukaryota; Dinophyceae; Suessiales; Symbiodiniaceae. The record is from the annotation of a GenBank genome assembly.
AUGAGACCCGGAAAAGGGCUAAGGCACAACAGGAGUCGCCGGAGGAGCGAGGAGGCCCAGGCCGAAGGACUGCAGGCGCAGCUGCAGAUGGCGCUGCAGCUGGAGGAGGCCGCGGCACAGGAGGCAGAGCAAAGGUUGCAGGGCCUGGCGAAGGCGGAGGCUUCCCUGCAAGAGACCUGGGAGGAGGAGCUGCUCAUCUCCCGCCGGAGCUGCGAGGGUUUGGUGGGCAGCAACUCGGACCUGGAGGUCCAAGUCCGGAGCCUGCAGGAGGCCUGCGAGGAGGCGCACAGCCGUGCAGUUGACCUGGGGACCUUGGAGACCUCCCUGCGCCACAAAGUGCAGCAGCUGGAGGAGGAGGUCGCGGAGUCCAAGGGCGCCCGUGCCAGCGACCAGCUGGCCAUCGCCGCGCUGCAGCACCAGGUGCUCGCGCUGGAGAGCGAGGUGGGCUCCCGGCAGUGCGCCCUGGAGACGGAGGCGCUGGCGGAGGCGGAGGCGGCGGAGAUGGCCAAGGCGCUCAAAGCGCAGCUGCAGGGCCUCGAGGCGGAGCAUGCGGGUCUGCAGCAUGCGCUUGAGCGCCAGAGCGAGAUGGAGGUGGAGCUCCAUGCGAAGGCGGCCAACCUGAAGAGUGCCCUGGAGGAGUCGGAUGGGCGGGGCCAGAAGUUGGAGGAUGCAGGGAAGGCCUUGGAGCAGGAGGUGGGCCGGCUCGAGGAGGAGCUGGCGACCAAUCGCCUCAGCUCCGACGAGGACCAGAGGCGUGUGCACGCGCUGCAGGAUCAGAUCGCGCUGCUGAAGGUGGAGAUGGCGGCACGGGACACCUCCCAGGAGAUGCAGAUCUCCACGGAGGCGGAGCUGCAGAAGCAGCUCUUUGAGGCGAAGGCCCGGCUGGAGGCCGUGAGCCUCACAGAAGGGAUGCAGCAGGAGCUCAUCGCCAGGCUCCAGGGUUCCUUGAACAGCUUCGAGACCGACCUCUCGCAGAGUCGCACCGACCUGGUGGCCCAGGAGUCUCUCAGGACACGGCUGCAGGAGCGAUUUGGAGACUCUGCGGGCCGAUUGCGGGCAGAGGGAGAAGUUGGCCUCAGAGCUCCGCUUGCAGCUGACCAGCUCCGAGGACGAGCUGAGCGUGGUGAACACCUCCUACCGCACCCUGGAGCACAUGGAAGCCCAGCUGCGCAGCCAGCUGGGCGAGCGCGAGGACUUGGUCUCCCAGUCCAAGUCCGAAGUGAAGAUGCAGGAGUCUGUGGCCAGCCGCCUGGAGGAGAGGCUCACGGAGGCCACCUCGGAGCUGGCCACCGCGCGCUGGGAGAUCACCUCCCAGGAGCAGAAGGCCAAGCUGGUCAGCUGCGACCUGGACUCCUCCCGUGCCAAGCUCAUGGAGGCGGAAGCGGAGGUGCAGCGGCAAUACUCCGAGGAGAAUGCGACUUGCAGCAGCAGCUGGCCAUGGUGGACGCGUCCCUGGCAGCGGCUUUGUCCACCAACGAGGACCAAAGCGCAGCCCACGCCAGGCUGGAGGAAGGCUACGAGCAGCUGAAAUCUGAGCUGGCCGCAGCCACGGAGACCGGCGAGCACCACCACAAGUCCAAGAGCCAGCUGCAGGACCAAGUUGCAGAGCUGCAAGGAGAGGUGGCAGAGAUGCAUUUGAGCUGCCAGGCGAAGAGUCGGCAGGAGGCGGAGCUGCAGCAGCGCCUCCAGCGCAGUGAGGCGGAGCUGUCGAUGGCCCAAAGCGGCGCCAAGGCGCAGCAGGAUGUGGCAUCUGACCUCAAGCAGUCCCUGGAUGAUGUCAAGAGGGAGCUGGCGGUGCGAGUGAAAGAAGCCCAGGAGAAGCAAGACCAGGUCUCAUGCCUCCAACGAGACGGCCAGAAAGCACAGUCCAAACUAGCAGAAGUCUCCAAGGAACUGGCCGGCGCAGAGACGAGGGUAGAAAGCUUCUACGAACGUUGUGCUCAGCAGGAAGUCCGAUGUCUCACAAAGGCACAGGGCGAGCUUGCAAGUGCACGCAGAGAAGGAGAAUCUCUGCAAGGACUAGAAGCAGACUUGAAGUCAUCCCUGGCAAAGAAAGAAGCUGUAUUGAUGGGUGCUUUGGCUACCUCAGAGACCCACCGGGCCAAUGAAGCUGCCUUGAGAAUCGCUUUGCAGAAGCAAGAGCGGCUGCUUGCGGAUGAGCGGGUGGCCAAAGACUCGGCAGAACGGCAACUCCUGCAGAGCUCCGCGGGAGUUGCGGGCUUGCGACAGGAGCUCGCGGAAGCAACAGCCCAACGAGAUGAGCAUGCAAGCUUCGGGCAGAAUCUGCAAUCGAAGUUCCAACACCUCGAGGCGAAGUCCGAGGCCAGGCUGGAGGAGGCGGCGCAAAGCGAAUCCGCGCUGCGGGAGAAGCUGCAGGAAGAUUUCUGGGGCAAGCUCAAUGCCAAGCCAAAGCUCCAGGAUACGAAUCAGCUCAAUGGGCCACGGAGCCAUUUUCAGGAGAAGGCCCGCGAUGCGCGGCGGCGUGUGGUCGCAGUGCUGCGCCGGGCCGGGGACCUCCAUCACGCCACCAUCGAGCUGGAGAUCUCGCGGUUGCUGCAGCAGAGGGGCCGCAUGUUUGAGCCUACAGCUGCAGACGCUGGGGAGGCCAUGAUGCAGACAAUGAUGCAGCGCCUUUCUACCAGGAGAUGGCGUUUGGCCCAAGAGCUGGAGGGUAUCCAGGAGCAGGUGAAGGACGCCAUACGUCUCAACGAGGGCACCACCGAAGGCUCAGAUGAGGAUCAGCUCGUGGCCGAGCGCCUGGAGCUGGAUGCCCAGCUGAUCUCCCAGGACGUUGCGCUGCUCCGCGCCCAUGCGGUGCUGGACGACGUGCCCUGGGCGGUGGUCAAGGCGCUGGCUACAGCUAGCGGCAUCAUCCUUCCCGAAGAUGGAAAGGAAGAGAAAUAUCCAUUGCAUUGGGCAGCCGCGCAUGGAAGGCGGGACGUGGUCGAGUUCCUUCUGCGCUACCCAGCGGAAGAUCUACUGAACCAGCGCGAUGACCAAGGCCGCACGCCGUUGUUCUAUGCGGAGCGUGCUGGCAAUGAUGCGCUGGCUUUGUAUUUGCGCGAGCGCGGCUCAGACAUCAACCCACAGGAGCCCAUUCAUGUGCGGCCUUCCGGUGCCAGCAUUCCGGAUGCGUAUGCAGAUGUCAUCAAGGUGGUCGAGGAGAGAGGCUGGCACGCGGUGAAGUGGAUAGAGGGCUUCACACUGCUGCACUGGGCGGCAGAGCGCAACCUCGCAGAUUUCUGCAGGUACUUCGUAGCGCUGAAUGCUGACCCAAAUGCCAUCGACAGCCGCGGGCGAACGGCACUAAAAUGUGCCAUGGACACCAACAGCAGGGACGCUGAGAUGGCAUUGCGGGAGCUCAUGGGGCUUGGAUCCCCGUUCCCCGCAGAGCCGACGACUGGUAUGUUUCCCCAGGAGCCGGUGUCCCGAAGUGAGCUCAGCAGGUCGAAUCUUGCACCGAGCCCUACGGACUCUGGUGGAAUACCAGAGGCAUAUAUCCGUGUGAUGAAGCAAAUUGAUCAAAUUGGAUGGGAGAAGAUGUGCUGGGCACGUGGCUUCACACUGCUACACUGGGCAGCGAAGCACGACCGUGCUGACCUGUGCGAGCUCUUCCUGUGGCACGGUGCGGAGGUCAACCACCGGGACGACAGCGGGCGCUCGGCGAUGGACUACGCUCAGCUGCGGCAGCCCCCGGCCCUCGCCGCGCUGGAAGUCAUGCAGCGAGGAAAGCCAAAUCACAAGCCAGUGGUGAUGCUACCGGAAGCGUGA